Athalia rosae (coleseed sawfly) is the source of this 7239-nucleotide messenger RNA. RefSeq names its product lachesin-like. The transcript is spliced from 10 exons. The coding region runs from base 1554 to 2846 and encodes 430 amino acids. NCBI's taxonomy places the organism in Eukaryota, Metazoa, Arthropoda, Insecta, Hymenoptera, Athaliidae. Gene Ontology annotation, cellular component: neuron projection. The record is from RefSeq and is a predicted model, not a curated record.
GCGCAUACCCGCCGACGUAUAGUCAGUCGUUUCUGUCCAAACCCCGACUCGUGAGUUCGCCGCCCCUGCGCUUAGGGGUUGAAACUGUCGCGUUUAGUCCGCCGCCGACCGUCUUCUGCAAGAGGACGCGAUAACACGACGCGCGCGCGCGCUUUCACGGUUAUCUCUUCUGACUUUUUCAAAACAUUUUCUAACGCAGGAAACGAUAACACACACCCACCCCUUCCCCCUGCCUUCGACGUUGAACUUGCAACGAAAUUCCAUUUCGUAUGAACGGAAGGGAAAUUUAUGAAUAAAAUUUCAUCGGGUGCGCAAUCUCAAAAAUUUUAUAAUUAAAACCUCCCCCCCCCCUAAAUUCUUCUUCAACUCGCACCGCAAAAUACUGUUACAUUUAUGAUAUCUGUUCGUUUUAUUUUUGCUUUACUCGCAGCAAAAAGUUGAAACAAAUGAAAUCCGAGUUUUUCUUAUCAUUUCAUUAGCUUCUUUCUCUUGCAAUUUGAACAUUGUGAGAUAUUUCUUUCCAACGCACAGAGAGAAGAAAGUCAAAAUUAACAGACACCAAAAUUCUUGUACACUCUUCGAAUCUAAGAGAAACCCGAAGGACAACAACGUGUGGGGUGAAGUGUUGAACCUUGUGCGCGUGUGUUUCUUGUGACUUUGUAAACGUUGAGAGAAAUUUUUUCUUCCAAAUUAUUCGAAUGGAAUAAGAACUGUAAAAAAAAAAAAAAACUGAAGUUGCUAGUCGUUGCAAAAAAGACUGAACAAUUUUUCGCGCACGGAGAACAGAUUAGAAAACCGAAGGAAAAUUCCGCGUCGAUUGCUUCCUUUUUCCGUUUUUCUUCAGUCGUCUAGUUGAAUCAGAUUUUGAUUUUUUCUACGUGAAGAAAAAUUCGUUUCAACUGAAUAAACCUCAUCGAUACGUACAAUAAUUGUCAUGGAUCAUUGGCGAUGUUAGAAAAAAUUUGGUGAAACAAUUUAAUUGAAACGUUAAUUUCAGCAACGGAACAACCGUACGUAAUAAGUCGAUCGAUCGAUGGGUAAAUUCGCGUAGUGGAAGAGAAAAAAACAUCGACUCAAAUCAUUGUCGAAUAAAUGUCAAGAGGACUUUUCACGCGAUGAAGUGCAGACAAGAGAGUAGAAAAGUAUAUUCAUGAAAAAAGUUUGCUUUUGCAAUAAAAGCACGUGUCGAGUUUAAACUGAUAUUUUUUUCCGUACCGUAGCACCAAUAAAUACAACAAUAAUAAUAAUAUCAAUAAUAAUCAUCAAAGCGAUAGCGAGAUAACAAUAAUUAAAAUAUAUAAUAUGUACUAAUCGAUGCUCAGUGUUUGUGAUAAAAUUAGGGGAUGGUUAGGCGCAAACGUAGACAUAGAUUUCAUCGGAUUAGAAAAGUUUCGAUGAACAAUCGCCUGCCGAAGGCGUAACUCGUCCCAAAGUGGUGAAGGAAUAAAAUACUAUAAAAAAACACGAAAAAAGUAAUCGAAGCAAGAUCGAUUAAUUAAAUAAAACUUUUUUGAAAGAAAAAAAGCAAAAAAACCAAUCAAUUAAAAUACAAAAUGGCUGACAGAAGAAGAAGGAGUCGUUACCUCACGAUAAGCGUACUCCACAUCAUCAUGAUAAUGUGUCAAGCUUUAACGGACGAACCGAGAUUCGCCGAACCUAUUCCAAACGUGACGGUGGCCCUUGGAAGGGACGCUAAUCUUCCAUGCGUCGUAGAAAACCUUGGAAAGUACAAGGUGGCGUGGAUCCACAUAGACCGUCAGAUGAUCCUGACGAUCCAUCGUCACGUGAUAACGAGGAUCCCGAGAUUCUCGGUGUCUCACGACAAUCAAAAAACGUGGCUACUCCACGUUAGCGGAGUCCAGCAACAGGACAGGGGAUACUACAUGUGCCAAGUGAACGCCAAUCCCAUGAUAAGUCAAGUCGGAUACCUCCAAGUCGUCGUUCCCCCGAACAUAUUGGACUCGAUGUCGACGCAGAGCACCGUGGCGGUGCGCGAAAAUCAAAACGUUACGUUGACUUGCAAAGCGGACGGUUUCCCGACACCGAAGCUGAAGUGGCGACGCGAAGACGGCGAAGGGAUAUCGGUGGACCGUCGCAAGAAAGUCGCUGCUUUCGAUGGCGAACAGUUAAAUCUUACGAGAAUAUCCCGGACCGAAAUGGGCGCUUAUCUCUGCAUAGCCACAAACGGCGUUCCACCGUCGGUCAGUAAAAGGAUAAUCGUUGAUGUCGAAUUUUCCCCGAUGAUAUGGGUUUCGAAUCAGCUGGUGGGCGCACCGGCGGGAACUGACGUCACCAUCGAUUGCGUCACCGAAGCUCAUCCGAGGGCUAUAAGCUACUGGGUUUACAAAAGUGUCAUGGUAUUGGCGACCAAGAAAUAUUCCAUCAAUACCACGGAGAAUAGUUACAGAGCCGAAAUGAGACUCACCAUAAAAAAUCUACAAUCCGGGGAUUUUGGAAAUUACAGAUGCAUCAGCAAGAAUUCACUCGGCGAAACUGAGGGAUCCAUCAGAUUGUACGAAAUUCCAAAACCAUCCGCACCUCCGAAGGCUACGGAGAUAAAGAGCAGCGCGAAUAAAGAGGGAUAUAAGAGCACACCCGCACCACCAAAAAGACAGACGACAAUAUGGCCGGCGCUCUACAACCCCCAGUAUCCAAGGCGGACCGAACGACCCCCGAUCACUAACGAGGAGAAGAUUGAACGGGCUGAACAGAAGCCCAGGGGUCACGCAAGCACAGGUAGCGCUUACAUCGUUAGGUGGAGUGCGCCGCAGCUGAUGGUAGUCGCCGUUCAGUACAUCCUCACCGGUCCUUACAUGCCACCUUACAUACCACACAACGCUAAUUAACCGUUCGAAAAGUGAGAGAAAAAUUAUCAACUGUCGUAGGUAAUGAGAGAAAGUAAAACCGCCCUGAGUCAUUUCGUCGUUAAUUUAAAAAAAAAAACAAAAAAAAACAAAAAAAAAAAAGAAACCCCGAGAUUCUUCGAAGUUAGAGAAAAAUCCUUUCGCAAGGAAGGAAACAGAACAGGAGAUAACAUCCCGUUGGAGAUGAUAAAGGUACGUACCACAUUUUCAUCGUCUUCAUCUUCGUCUGUAAUACUGUCAUCCGAAUGUACAAAAAAAAAACAGAAACAGAAAAAAAAAACAAAAAAAAAAGCAUGAAAAGAAUCGUUUAGCUGUAAGGGUAUACGAGAUGUUCAUGGUGUUCGAAUGCGUUGACAGGAUAUGCAUACAUAUAACUUACGUAUUAUACUGAAUUGAAAAAAGGAGAGUUGUUGAUCGAAGCUCCGUAGUUCCGUUGGUUAAUUCGCGAAUUAUAAACGAGAGGGGGAGUCCGAAGAAGAAGUGACGGGAAAACAGGGGAGAGAAACUCCGUGAGUCGCGAGUGCUAGGAUGCCGCGCAAGAAAAUAGCCCGCUUCACGUUAUAAUUGUGAAGCGGGUACACGCUGGUAGCUUUCCGGAGCAUUUUGUGCCCUCUCCAUCCCGUUCGAACUGCCGAAGAACCAACACGGCUAAUCGCUCGUCUCUAAUACGCAGAUGAAAUGGCUGAUCGUUAAUCGUUAUUAAGCGACCCGUACACCCCCCUUCCCGUCGUACGCGAACUGUAUCGCGAGCACACGUCAGAAAUUAACGUAACCGUGGAAAUAUUUUUUUAAUCCACACCGAUCGCUUGUUUUCCUCUGACCCGCGGUUACGGUUGCUUAUACGUAUACGUCGUUUUGCGCACUUUUUUACAUCUAAGCGGGCGUAAAUUGAGGGCGGGAGAGAUCGAUACGACGGGUAAAGACUCUCUCCGUUUGAUCCAACGAUAUACAACGAAUGUUCGAAAAGAUAUUAUCGCCGAUACGGGGGGGGCGGUAAAACGGCGAUACACGUGGGUCGGUGGGGUGGGGGUAGGGGGUGGGGGGAUGAAGCGAAGUUUUAAGCUCGUCCCGCGCGAUUCGAUCGCCGUUCUCGUCCCUUAUUGUUACACGUUAUUUCCCGAAUUAAAACCCUCGUGUCAGCUGGCCUUUUAAAAUUCAUGAACAGGCGCGAGAAUUUCUUCAUUUAUUUACUAUUUUCCAUUAUCUCUCCGUAAUGUUAACCGUCCGACAAUCGUACCCCCCCGUCCUCCGCUCGAUGUACUUGAAGAAACGACAGAAAAUUUUGAAACUUUUUUUCCAAGCGUAUCACGAAUCGGGAUUUUUAGUAGGGGGUUUGAAGGUCGUCAGGGAGUGCGAUGUACCUCGUACCGCGAAUACGUGUACGUAGUACGUAGGUAUAAAUACAUAUAUAUAUAUAUAUGUAUAUAUACAUAUUAUACGUAUACGUGCACGUUAAGCGAGGCGCGAGUCGAGGGGGUGGUGGAGGUGGGUACCGCACAGUCCGUGGUAAUCGAAGCGUGAUGAGAGAUACUGGCUCGUGACGUCAUUAGAUCAUUUUACGGGCUCACGUACGUGUGUAAUGUUACACACGUACGGGUAUUAAGGGUUGAAUCGUGUGAAGUCGUGUCGUUUAAAAUUAGCAAAAUUACGACACUUAACGUCUCCGGGAAAAUUAGUCCGCUAGCCGUAUUACGAAAGAUUGUCAUUGUAUACCUAAUCAAGCCCGAUCCUACGUAGAGAGGCGCCCGUAGCCGCGAAGGAAAAGUAGAAAAUAAGAGAUAACGAUCCGCGUAAUUGGACCGGACUAAAACUAGGGGGGGGUUUUGUUCAAAAAUGCGAUAAAAUCCAGACUUACGGACGGACUCCGCGAUAUCGAGGCCCCUUUGAAUCGGGAGAUUGUCGUGCGUAACGCUCGCGUCAUUUCAAGUCGGGGACGAUUACGUGUACGGGCGGCGAUACGGUGUACAAUACAGACUCGACUUUAGUCGGACGGCGAGCCCUUACAAGUGAAUUUUGUUGUGUCGGGAAACCCCCGUAAUUAUUCACAUCAGUUUCACGUUUAAGCAACGCGCAUUAAUCAUCGCUUGUAUCACGUACACCGCGCGGUAUCGCAACGGGAACCCCUUGCGGUAACGGUGACGUUUAUUCGCUCGCGCUUCCAAGUACGAAUUACGUGUAAUAAUUGUAUGUGAAAGAAAAUUUUCAUAUCAAAAUGACAAGAAUAAUUAACCCCCGAAAAUUCAAACACCGCCGCGAUUCAUCUCCGAUGUGUGGGGAUACGCGUGCUCGCGGCUCGCUCCGCGAAAUCUCGACCCGAUUUCUCCCUCGCUCUUGUUCCCCGAGAGGGGGUUCGGGACACCGUAAACAGAGUGCCGGACGUUUCGCAACAAUAACAAUUAUGACGACAACGACGACAAAUAUACCGACCAAAAGUUGACGUUUUCAUUUCUAAACCCCCUGGCACUUUUUUACCUUUUUUUUACCGUCGUUUUACUACCCAUUAGAAUAUCGUAAAAACAAACGAAAGGAAAGCGGACAAAAAAAAAGAGGAGAACGCGAUUAUCGCGCGAUGAAUUCCGAUGAAAAUUACAUGAAAUCUAAAUGAUAUCGUCGAGCGAAAAUGACGAGCCGCACGAUGAUCAUCAUCCCCUCGGGUACGAAUGUGUGGGGGGGGGGGGGGGGUCGAUGUGUAUCGCGUCGUCGUUGUUGUCAAGUGUUUAUAUCGUGGGCUUUUUGCUGGCUGGUUGAACGUCGGUAGUCGUUUGUAACGAUCUGCAGUGACAUAUAGUGAGAGAGAGAGAGAGAGGGGUGGCUGCUUGCAGAUUUAUUAUUGUCGGCAUUCGCGAGCCGGUGGUUCAAGCGAACGUCAGACAUUUUAUUUGCGGGUUAGCAUAGUGGCGGUAGGAUAUCCGAGCGAUGACAACCGGUUUGAUAUUGUCCCUGCGAGCUAUUCGUGAUAUAGUUAUACGAAAGCGAUGCAUAAUGGCGACUGGGUGAGUGCACAGUGCAGCUUAUAGGGUUGGUAUAAAUUACCAGGGAUGUGAACGAGGGCGGGCGGUUGGAAGGGGGCGGGGGAGGGGGAGGGGGAGGGGUGGUAAAUCCCGCCCGCGAUCAUUAAUUGCUCGAUUGAUAUAACGUCCUCAAUGAAUCCGUGCGGACGAAGACAGCGGUUCUCAUUUUCGAAUCGUCAAAAAUAUAACGUGUGUAACGCGCGAACGUUGAAAAUCUCGUCUGGAUUAAAAUUCAAAAUUUUCGAAUUUCGAUUCGGCGAAGCUCAUCGAUAUAAUUCGCCGAAUUAUUUCACGAGUUCGAUUAAUUUGUACCGUUAUACGGGAAACCGUAUACGAAAUUAUUCGGCUAAUUCUGCAACAAUUAACUGCGAACGUAUUCGUUGCCGCGAACUGUAAACUGCGGGGAUGGAAAACCGAAAAAUUAGCGAUUCUCGUUUUCGGCGUGUACUUCAAAAUUAAUUAAUUAAUGGUUGGAAAACUAUUUCGAGCGAGUGGUAUAAUUUCUCUGGUUUUUUUUUUUUUUUUUAUAUCUCCAAUCGCUCGGUUCUUGGGAAAAAACGAGUUAUGAAUUUCACGAUCACGUAUACUGUCAAUAUAUUCGACACGAACAUCGGGCGGUGUUUGAAUUUAUUACAUAUAGAUUUGAUGAAUGAGCGAAACGUAAAAACAAAAAAAAAUUAUCAUUCUAUCGUAAGGAAUUUCGAAGACAAAAAAGAAGGAAGAAUCAGGAAAACCAAAGCCAAAACGAAAACAAGUUGAAAGUAUUAUCACGUAUUUUAUAAAGUAUAUAUAAUAAUAUACGAUAUUACGUAUAAUAAUAUUCUAUAAAAUAAAAAUAUAAUAAAGACAUUGCUUUUAUUUUCUGUUCAUUGGUAUUUGUUUCGUAUCGUUUUAUUUAUUUAUUUUAUUUUUUUUCAAUUUUCAAGAAAGAUUAAAUAAAUAAUCGAUUGCUGAAUAAUUAUAAAUAAGCUAUGGAAUAAGCAUAUGUACAUCAAUUUGAAUCGAUUUGUUGAUUCAACUAUAAAUCACCAACCUAAUUGGCUUCAUAAAAUUUUGAAAGAGAGAAUAAGUAGAUAAAUAAAAAAAAAUUAUUAUUAUUAUUAUUCUCAUAUUGUUAUAAUAAAAUCAAUUUUCGGUGCUCAAUGAAAAAAAAUGAAGAUGAAAAAAAUUAAUCAAACUACGUUAAUUAUAAUAGUGUGUGUAUAGGUUUUAUAAUAUAGCAUAUUCAUGUAUGUAAUAUUUGUCGACGUCAUUCCGAAAAGGCAGAAAAAGAAAAAAAGAAACGAAAAACCAAACGAUUGGAAAAAAAAAAAAAAGGAAGAAAAGAAGAAGAGGAUACAGGUGCAGGAAGAACUGAGAGAAGA